GCAGAACUGACUUCCGAAGCAGACGCGGAAGUGCAAGGAGGCACCAGGAGCCGGGUUGGCUGCUGGGUUUCUGGCUCCGCUGUGUCCUUCAGGGACGUUCUGGGGCGGUCGGUUCCUAGAGGCCCGCAUCCGCCAGCCCAGACCCGUACGAAGCCGGCGCUUGAGGCCGCUCUGAGUCCGAGGAGCUGAUGCAGGCCGCGCCCUGGAGCCCCCGUAGCGGGGCCGGACCAUGAGCCUGCUGGGCGGCCUGGCUUCCUCGCCGCGGGCCCCGCUGCAAUCCAGCAGGGCCAGGAUGAAAAAGCUCCCGAAGAAGAGCCAGAACGAGAAGUACCGGCUCAAGUACCUGCGGCUGCGCAAGGCGGCCAAAGCCACGGUGUUUGAAAAUGCUGCUAUUUGUGAUGAAAUUGCUCGUCUUGAGGAAAAAUUUCUUAAAGCAAAAGAAGAAAGACGGUACUUGCUAAAGAAGCUCCUCCAGCUUCAGGCUCUAACUGAAGGGGAAGUACAGGCUGCCGCUCCUUCCCACAGCUCCAGUUUGCCCCUGACCUAUGGUGUGGCCAGCUCUGUGGGAACUGUACAGGGAGCAGGGCCGAUUUCUGGGCCAAGCACUGGAGCUGAGGAACCAUUUGGGAAGAAAUCCAAGAAGGAGAAAAAAGAAAAAGGCAAAGAGAACAACAAAUUGGAAGUUCUGAAGAAAACAUCCAAGAAAAAGAAAAUGGAGGGAGGUGCUCGCAAGCUGGUUCAGCCCAUUGCCCUGGAUCCCUCAGGACGGCCUGUGUUCCCCAUCGGACUGGGGGGUCUAACAGUAUAUAGCCUGGGGGAGAUCAUCACCGACCGACCUGGCUUUCAUGACGAGAGUGCCAUCUACCCUGUGGGCUACUGCAGUACUCGGAUAUAUGCCAGCAUGCAGCACCCAGACCAAGAGUGUCUGUACACAUGUCAGAUCAAGGAUGGUGGCACGGGUCCCCAGUUUGAAAUUGUUCCUGAAGAUGACCCCCAGAAUGCCAUUGUCAGCUCUUCCGCAGAUGCCUGUCAUGCCGAACUGCUCAAGACCAUAAGUGCUGCCAUGGGGAAACUAAUGCCCAACGUGCUUCCAUCCGGAGCUGAUUUUUUUGGGUUUUCUCAUCCAGCCAUCCACAACCUGAUCCAGAGUUGUCCAGGAGCUCGAAAAUGCGUCAGUUACCAGUGGGUGAAGUUUGAUGUGUGCAAACCUGGAGAUGGGCCACCGCCCCAAAGGCAGCUGGAGGAUGACUCAGCAACAAGCUUUGAAGCCUUUCAGAGACAGACCUUCGGUGAAGAUCAUAAUGAUCCCAUUCUACAAGGAUCCUUGGACCUCCCGGAGCUUCAGCCUACAGCCUUUGUGUCUUCCUACCAACCCAUGUUCCUGACACACGAACCAUUGGUAGAAACUCACCUACAACACUUGAAGUCUCCAUCGCAUUGUAGCCCAACUCAGUCUUCAGACUAAACAAGAAGGGAUCAGAUACCACAUCAUCUUUAACAUGAUCAGUUUUGUUAACUUAAAACUUAGACUAGAAGAAGGCAGCAACUCAGGAGUGAAGAUAGUAAAUUAACACAUUGUGUCAAGGAGGUUCCCAUGGUGACAGCUUUCCUGAGAAAAAUUUCAGCUGCUUUAUUUUUAGUAAUAAAUUUCUCUUGAAAAUUCUGCUUAUUUUCAUCUUGCAAUCAGGAUAUAAUCUUUUUGCUUAGCUCUGCCUGAGGUAGAGUGAACUUAGGUCCUUUAUAAACCGGAGAUAGCUGCUGACUCAUGAAGAAAAGAGUAAGAUUCUAACAUCCUUCUACCCUUGAUUCUGAUCGUAGUUCAGUGUUAAGUUUCCCAGACCUAACUACCAGCUGCUGCUUUAUUUUCCUGUCAGUGUCAUAGAAUCAAAUCCUGCUUAUCCCAGUCCAAGGCCCACACUGUUCAUCUUGUUCACAUUUCACACAUUCUUCCAGGGGAUCUAAAAACCCUCUCUAACGCUUUAUACAUCCCGUUUAUGGUUCCUUACUGGAUAAUGUGCUUUUAGCUAAAUACAUUGAAACUGCAGGAUAACACAGAUUUAGUUAGGACAUGAACGGGGAUUGGUUCCCAUCCUCCAUAACAGACUCACCCCAUCAGCUCAUUAAAUCCACUGUAAUAACUUUG
Molecule: messenger RNA, 2143 nt
Organism: Phacochoerus africanus (Common warthog)
Lineage: Eukaryota; Metazoa; Chordata; Mammalia; Artiodactyla; Suidae
Gene: FYRD1
Product: transforming growth factor beta regulator 1
Exons: 9
Coding region: 230-1465 (411 amino acids)
Biological process (GO): regulation of cell cycle
Cellular component (GO): nucleus
Source: RefSeq, a predicted model, not a curated record